AUGCCAGAAGGCGGGAAACGCCAUUCCCAGCAGCGCAUGAAGACGGCGUCUACUGUGGGGAUAGGAAAUGCCAACCGUCUAUUCUACCUAUGCGUCGCUGUUCCAGCGGAUAAUCCACUCCAAGACAUCUUAGAUCAAUUUCCAUCACUUAUCCACCCAUUUACUUAUACAGAGACAGUCAAACACCACACUGUCCACAAGAUUCACACGUCAGGAGCGCCAGUGUUUUCAAAGCCGCGCAGGCUAGCUCCAGACAAAUACAAAUUAGCGCGCGCAGAAUUCCAACAUAUGCUGGACCUAGGAAUUAUACGCCUGUCGUCAAGCCCUUUUGCGUCUCCACUCCACAUGGUCCCUCAGGCACAGGAGGGGCUUGGAGACCCUGCGACUCUGCAAUUUCUUUACAGGAGUCUUGACCAAAUAGACCUACGCAAAGCAUUUUACCAAAUCCCCGUCGCCGAAGAACAUAUUCACAAAACGGCAAUCACAACUCCUUUCGGCCUAUACGAGUUUCUACGAAUGCCCUCCGGUUUGCGAAACGCCGCGCAAUCCUUUCAACAGUUAAUAGAUGAAGCACUUCGUAGCUUGCCUAACUCGUUCGCGUAUAUUGAUGACUUACUAAUUGCAGCGCCAAUGGACGAUCACAAGCGCCAAGUAAAACAAGUUUUUGUGGGACGCAAAAAUAAACCCUGA
Molecule: messenger RNA, 690 nt
Organism: Acanthosepion pharaonis
Lineage: Eukaryota; Metazoa; Mollusca; Cephalopoda; Sepiida; Sepiidae
Source: the annotation of a GenBank genome assembly